GAAUCGUACGGCCCGAAUUGCUGGUCUUCCGCUAAUCGUUUCCAUUUCCCGCUCUCUGGUCUCGGCAAGGGCAGUAGGAAUCGGAACAGCGGGCUUUCCCCAUUGUCUCACCCCCAUUCCUAGGGUUUUGCUUUCCCUUGUCUCUCUUCGCGACGACAGGAGGAAGUGAGGCUAAAAAUCUCUCUUCGCGGGGACUUGAAUCAUCUGAGGGUUCUUGAUGCUACCUUCGUUUCGUUCUCUGAAUACAGGUUGAACUGUUCUGCAUUCAAUUUUAUUAAUGCCUUAUUCUCAUGGCGCCUGAAGAGGUAGGCAGAUUGCACAAACUUGUAGGAAGUCUACUUCAGGAAAUUGAUUACAAGAAUAGGCGCCUGUAUGAGUUUGAGUCCAAGUUUAGCCAGGUGAUGGAAGAGAAGAACAAGUUACACCAGAUCCUCAUGGAUGAAAUGAGGAAGAUGCAGUACACCAUAACCAAUUGUUCUCAGGAGAAUGAAAAAUUGAAGCUAGAACUGCAAUGUCUGAGGAAGGAUCUAGAGCACCAGCAAAAAGAAUUGCAAAAUACUGAUGCAGAAAAAGUGUGGAAGAGAGUGAAGCUUAGUGAUGAAUCAGGAAAGGUCAAAAGUAGCAUAGGGAUGAUGCAAGGUGAGGCACAAGUGUCGAAAGACAUGAAAGUUGAUGAUUUAAGAACUCAGGAUAGUGAUGAAUUGACAAACAACCAAGAAAGUGAUCCAGAAUUCCUGAUUCCACUCAUACUGAAAGAACGGAGGAGUAAUCAUGAGCUACAGGAAGCCCGCAAAGAAUUGAUAACUGGUUUCAAAGACUUUUUUAGCAGCCGUAGCUUAAUUGGAGUCAAGAGAUUGGGAGAGCUCAAUGACAAGCCCUUUCAGGAUGCUUGCCGUCAAAGAUUUCCAAAUGAGGAACCUGAUGUGAAAAGUGCUGAGCUGUGCUCCUUAUGGCAGUGUCACAUAACAAAUUCAGAGUGGUAUCCUUUCAGAGUUACCACCAUCGAAGGAAAGGCUCAAGAUACAUUAAAUGAAAGUGAUGAAAAGUUGCAAGCUUUGAAAAGUGAGUGGGGUGAGGAAAUUUACAAAGCCGUGGCUACGAGUCUGAUGGAGCUUAAUGAGCACAACCCAAGUGGAAGAUACAUUGUUCCAGAACUUUGGAAUUUCAAGGAAGGAAGGAUAGCCACUUUGAAGGAGGCCAUUCAGUACCUCUUUAAGCAAAUAAGGAGUCUAAAAGCUGCCAAACGCAGAAAUCCACGACACCUGGGCAUGUAAGAGAUUGUCAAGCUGCUAACUUAUCACUCGAAACUUGGGCUGAUGUUGUAAGUGAAUGCUGUCCUGGUGAUUGACCGACGCGUAGGAGAUAUGCUAAGUGAUGUUUGGUGAAUACUCUCUGGGUCGAGUGAAGUACUCUACUUGCUCCCUGGUAAGACUAUAGCCUAACUUCAUAGAAGCCUGUGAGUUGUUUGUUCAGUUACUACUUACUAGGAGUGCCUCCUGUACAUGAGAUGUUAAAAAGAGGAGUCUAUUCUUGCCACCAUAUAUUAAUAUGUAACAUAGUUGACUCCAAAGUCUUUUAAUCUCUCACUCCAUUGGAAAUGACAAUUAGUUUUUAAUCGCUCAC
Elaeis guineensis (African oil palm) is the source of this 1623-nucleotide messenger RNA. Its product is annotated as factor of DNA methylation 5. Gene Ontology annotation, biological process: gene silencing by siRNA-directed DNA methylation. NCBI's taxonomy places the organism in Eukaryota, Viridiplantae, Streptophyta, Magnoliopsida, Arecales, Arecaceae. The record is from RefSeq and is a predicted model, not a curated record.